AUGACCUCCUCCUACCAGCCAACCGCCAGGACGAACCUGGAGGCGCCGGCGCCGGUACCCAAGAUGAAGGCAGCAGCGGCGGUGACCCGAAACCCUAGCUCCCCCAGCGGCCCCCCGUCGCCGGAGAUGGAGGCCACGGCGGAGGCGCUCACGCGGGAGGAGGUUCUGCGCCGGAGGCGUCGCCGCGCCGCUCGGCUCCUUGCCGCGUACCGCCGGCUGUACUGGGCCAUGGCAGAGGAGGUGCGUGCCCGGCACCGGCAGUACGUCUGGGAGCUCGGCUGCAGCCCGCUCGACGCCGAGCAGCCGGCCGCUGUCCCGGAGGCGAAGCCUGGGCCGGCGGCGGUGCCGAGGAGGAAGAAGUGCGGGGUGACGGGGUGCAAGAUGCGGGCGAUGGCCAUGGCCAAGUACUGCCACUACCACAUCCUCUCCGAUCCCAAUCAGGUACUCUACAAGGGUUGCGGCCACAUCAUGAUCAAGAAUGGUGAUGCACAGGCUGGGAAAAAUACCCACAACACGCCCAUCCUAAAAGCAUCAGUUCCCUCACUAUGCAACCUUCACUUGCAAAGAUCUCAGAAGAACAUAUCACAUGCUUACAAGAAAGUUGGCUUUAAUCCACCUCCCACCGGUCAAAUCUCCCCGGAUUUCAGUCUCUUGGUUGCCGAAUGUGUCCGUCAGAUCCAGGCCACAAGGAGAGAGUCCCAAAGUGCCGCGGCACGGAAGAAAUAGCACAAAGAUGGGAAAACUAGCGGAGCUAUUCUUUUAGAUAACUUUUGUUACAUAAACUUUAUGCAAAAUGCCAGGCAUCCCGAGGUUUAUCUCGUAGUGGAUUGGUUAGAAUGGUGUGUAAUCUAAUUAGAUGAAUUAUUUUUUCCUUAGUAGCAAUUAAUCAUUUUUUGAAUGUUCAUAUAUGUAUUCUCUGAAACAAAAAAGAACCAGGAGCAUCCU
Messenger RNA from Triticum dicoccoides, 945 nucleotides. RefSeq lists its product as uncharacterized. The record is from RefSeq and is a predicted model, not a curated record. Gene Ontology annotation, cellular component: NSL complex. NCBI's taxonomy places the organism in Eukaryota, Viridiplantae, Streptophyta, Magnoliopsida, Poales, Poaceae. The transcript has a single exon. Bases 1 to 726 code for a protein of 241 amino acids.